Molecule: messenger RNA, 2211 nt
Organism: Paraglomus brasilianum
Lineage: Eukaryota; Fungi; Glomeromycota; Glomeromycetes; Paraglomerales; Paraglomeraceae
Source: the annotation of a GenBank genome assembly
AUGAAUGGAAAGAAAUGUCCAUUAAGCAGUCCUCUAGGCGGUCCUUUAACAAGGUAUAUCACCGAUAUCAUGGCAUUUUGUUUUGUGGUGGGUACCAAAGUUAAGAGCACCUUUCACGUUGAAGGCCAGGCAGGAAUGAGUAUUUCAAAACUAAGGGAAGUAAUCUAUGAGAAAAAUAAGAACGAUUUCAAAAAUUUUGAUGCCAACAAGUUGAACCUAUGGAAGGUGGAUAUUCCUGGCGAUGCAGAAAACGAUAAAUUCGUUAAACUGAGAACACUUGAAAACAGAUCUGAUAAUGAAGAUACUAUUAUACAAGAGCUUGAAGGACAAGAGUUGACUCCAUUUGAUGAUUUUGGUGACAUUUUUGCGUAUAGUGACUUGAAGAACAUCCGAAUUAUCGUACAACCACCUGUCACUACCGAUAAGUGUCUUACCUCUCGAACAAGAAAUUUGCGGUUAUCUCAUUCUUUUAUUCGAUCAGAAAAAAGAAAACCAGAUGAUUCGGAUGAGGAAAAUGAAAGCAAAAGCAGUAAAAAAAUGAAACUAAAAGAUAUUUCCCGUAAAAUCAUGAUGGACAUAAAGAAACUUGAUGGGCAUCCUGCUGUUUACUCAAACCCUCAAAACUUCCUUUCAUUACCAUUCCCAUAUCCUGGAUCAAAAAAACCAAUAGAUAGGUUUUCUAUUAAUGAAGAUGGUUUUUUCACCUUCAUGGGAAGAAAGGAAUUCAGCAAUGUUCUAGACAAAAUCAACGAAUUUAAAGCAAAUACUGGUUAUAUGGAAAUGUUUAUUUAUGGCACAGUCGGAUAUGGAAAGUCACAUAUUCUCACAGCAAUAGCUUGUUUUCUUCUCCGUAGCGGAAGGCGUGUCGUGUAUCUCCCCGAUUGUCGCAAACUGGCUGUAAGCCCAGUAAACUACAUCAAAUCAGCCUUGUUUCUCACCUAUGUGGAUGAUGAUGCGAAAAUAAGCGAAAUUAAUGCCUGUGAAAAUUUUGACCAAAUCAUAGAAUUUUGUGAAUCAUUAGACAAAACGCUAUAUUUUAUCGUAGAUCAAACGAAUGCUCUGGAUGAUUGUAGUAAUACUGGAAUUAACCUAGAAAAAAAGAUUCAAGUUAAAGAAAACCUCGAUAAAAUGUGUGCAGAUCAUUUUUAUAUUAAGAGUUCUUCAGCAAACAACCAAUCAGUAUUACACCUUAGGCAAAAGCAGACUAAUGAAAAGAAAAUUGAACUUUAUGGAGGGUUCGAUAAGGAGGAGAUGGAAGAGUGGUGGAAGAAGCAUAAUUCCGUUUUACCAACAAUGAAUAAUCAACAGAAGGAUCAAAUUGAAGACAUCACCGGCAAUAUUCCGCUCUUCUUAAACAUUUUGCUGGAAUCUGAUUGCAAGAAUUUUGAAGAUGUAUUGGGCUACUUAAAUCAACAAUUAACAUCAAAGAUACAAGAGUCGAUGACGAACUUUUCAGACACUAUACCAGAAGGAAGACAGGAAUUUCACGUCGACUUGAUGUCAUCGUUCCUGACAAAAGGAUAUCCUCCAAGUGGCUACGGAGUUAAUGAUUUUGAUCAUCGCUUCUUCUACGUUGAAAAUGGAUUCUGUCAUUAUGUCUGUGGGACGGCACGGGAUUGCAUGGCGAAUUAUCUCUAUGAAAAGGGCAAAAUGGAAGUAUUUACAGAUAUAAAGUGGAUCAGUUGCAUAGAGAAAUUCAAAAAUAACCCAUCGGUUAAAGAAUUUUUUGUGGAGAAGGCGUGUAUCGCUAGUAUUUUUAAGAAUGGAAUCAUGGCGAACGGUGUAAAUUUUAAGCCUGAUGAUAUGGAAUUUUUCUAUGAUGAAAAACAAAUCCGAUUUUCUUCGAAUGAAGGGAAAUGUAUGCUUUACUUACCGCGUUGUUGGAACCAAGAGGCGAUUGAUGGAUUACUGAUUUCGCAAACAAAUAAUAAGUUGUAUGUUGCCCCAGUACAGAUUACCCUUGAUAAGAGUAGUCAUUCAGAUUUUGAGGGAAAAUUUUUCUCCAGUAUUUGGCCAAAUUUAAACCCAAACUUAUCAGGCGAAUUAGAGAUAAUAUUUAUAUGGAUUACAAGCGAAAGUAAUACAGACGUGCCAGUGGAAAGUAAGUCUAGAAAAACACGGAAUAAAUCUCAUGAAAUUAAUCCCGAUUACAUUAAGAUAGUAAUGGGAUUUGGAAAUGUCAACAGAAAUAUUGAUCGAUAUCUAUCUUAG